AUGAAGAACAGGAGGAGUCAUCAGAAGAGCGAGAAGGGCAUAAAAGUGAAGUACAUAUCGAGCCCUAUGAAGGUGAAAACCAGUGCUUCCAACUUCAGGGAUCUUGUGCAGAAGCUCACGGGGAAAUCUUCCAAUGUUGCAGAAGCUAAUUUCAUGGAGGAAGCUCGUAAUCAUGAGAACGAUGAUGAUUAUGAACUUAUAAUGAAGGGUUCUUCUUCUUCUUCUUCCUCUUCUUUGGAGCUUGAGCAACAAUGGAGGAGUGUGUUGGAUCCUGAGCCUGAUGAAGAAGAAGGAGCUGCUCCACCAGCUUGGUUGAAGUUACAAGAUUCUACUUCAUUGUUGGUGGACCCAUUGCUCAAUGAACAACUUGUGUUGGAUUUUUUGGGCUUUGAUGUGCUCUAG
Molecule: messenger RNA, 402 nt
Organism: Neltuma alba
Lineage: Eukaryota; Viridiplantae; Streptophyta; Magnoliopsida; Fabales; Fabaceae
Exons: 1
Coding region: 1-402 (133 amino acids)
Source: RefSeq, a predicted model, not a curated record